Molecule: messenger RNA, 5380 nt
Organism: Topomyia yanbarensis
Lineage: Eukaryota; Metazoa; Arthropoda; Insecta; Diptera; Culicidae
Gene: tho2
Product: THO complex subunit 2
Exons: 16
Coding region: 1-4761 (1586 amino acids)
Biological process (GO): mRNA export from nucleus; mRNA processing
Cellular component (GO): THO complex part of transcription export complex
Molecular function (GO): mRNA binding
Source: RefSeq, a predicted model, not a curated record
AUGUUCCCACACGAGGCGUUGAUUAGUUCUCGUGUAGUGUGCACAUAUGUUCUGCGUUGCCUCUGUUUCUCAUCUGUGGUCGAUGUUCGCUGCGCCAUCUACGCAUUGUUUCGCGGUGCACACACGCACCCGAAUACGUCAAAUCGAAUAUUGGUCGCGAAAAUGCUCGGUGCUGAUAUUUGGAAAUCCUGGGAGAGAAGUGGAAAAUCUGAAUUCUUAAAGCAAUGCAAAGCGCUUCUGAAAGAGGACGCAAGUCCUCUGUUUGCCAAAAACGACAGGAAAUCGGGAGUUUCGCGAGCAAUAUACGAACUUGUUUCCCAUGGAAUCCGUGGUCAGAUCAAAAAGGAGCAGGUGCUCGCUAUGUUGGGUGAACUCGUCAAUCUGCACUGUGAUAUUCCAUCGAUAUUGUUGGACAUUUACGGCGUUCUGGAUGCGGAGACUGCCGGAAACAGUGGGAGUGCUAACAAUGGAAACAACGGUGGGGAAACUCCGAGCGAGGAACGAACAAUAUUUUGUUACAUAGUCAAAGAGACGGAACGGUUUUUGUCGGAGAAACUGCUAAAGGAACGGUUGGAGAUUGACACAUUGCAAGAUGUGGGAACGAUAAAGAACAGGAGUUUCUACACAAAGUUCAUCAAAGUGAAAACGAAACUUUACUACAAACAACGUCGAUUCAACUUAUUUCGCGAAGAAAGUGAAGGUUAUGCCAAAUUAAUUACGGAGUUGAACCAGGAUUUUGUCGAAUCCAUCACGGUUCAAAGCAUACUGGAGAUUAUUAAAUCGCUGAUUGGUUGCUUUAACUUGGAUCCCAACCGAGUUCUUGAUAUUAUACUGGAAUCAUUCGAGACCCGCCCAGAACACGACAAGAUUUUUAUCCCGCUUCUUCAGGCAUAUAUCAAUGAUGGGAAUAUAAUUUGCGAAGUUUUAGGCUAUAAAUAUCGGCAUUUUGCCGAGACCAAAGCUCCAGAGUCAUUGUUCAAAGUGACUGCAUUGCUGUUGCAACAUGGCGUUAUAAAGUUGGACGAUAUCUAUACUUGGCUGAGUCCCACGGAUAAACUGAUUGUCUCCGAAUGGGAAGCUGAUGUUGCAGAAGCAAAGGAGUUUGUUCGUAAGCUGAACGUUGUCUCUACCAACAAGGAUAAGGAGCAGGAACCGGAACCAGAGAGGGUGAUGACUCCGGAAAAAUAUGCUACCAAUCAAAAGUGGGGACUUUGCGAGGCACUUCUCUUGAUUGGUGAUUGGAACACAGCACAGCUGCUAUUGAAAAAGCUUCCGGAUCAAUCAGUGAUGGUAAAUGAGCAAACGGCAAGGGCUCUCUGCCGACUGUUACAUAUGAUAAUCGAGCCAGUCUAUCGCCUCAAAUGUGCACUUCCUUGCAAUAUCAAAGGACGACCAAUCAGCAAUGGACUCAGUAAAUUGGCUCCUCCUCCAGUAACAACGAUCUCCAAACUUCGCAAUCACGCAUUUCCAAUGUUUAUCGCUUUGGGACCUUCAUUACAUUACGACUCGGUGCUGCUAUACAAACUGCUUCGCCUAGUUCGUGUUAUUUUGACGGAGAUGAAUGUUGAUCCAAUGAACACACCGACUCCAGGUUCGGAGAAUGAACCAAUUUACUAUGACAUUAUUUCUUUGCUCGAUUCAGCGAUUAUGCCAGCACUUUCGUACAUGGAUUGCAAUUGUUGUGUUUCCGAGGAGGUGUGGUCCAUCGUUAAGCUUUAUCCCUACCAGUUCCGGUACAGUUUAUAUGCUCGCUGGAAAAAUGAAACCUAUCUGCUGCAGCCUAAGCUGAUACGACGUCGAGGGAAUGCUCAAAAACAAAUCAAAGCACUGAUGAAAAGAGUCAGCAAGGAGAAUAGCAAACCGGUGGGGAGAUUGAUCGGAAAGCUUAGUCACUGUUCGCCUGGGUUCCUGUUUGAUUAUAUCUUGCUGCAAAUCCAAAUCUACGACAAUCUUAUCACCCCGGUGGUAGAUUCUUUGAAAUAUCUUACCUCUCUGUCGUAUGAUGUUCUUGGCUAUUGUCUGAUCGAAUCGCUAGAACAAGUCGAUCGCAAUCCGAUGCAAAACGACGGAACGUCGAUUUCGCUCUGGUUGCAGAGUUUAGCUAAUUUCUGUGGGGCGAUCUAUAAAAAGUAUAACAUCGAACUGAGUGGACUGCUGCAGUAUGUGGCAAAUCAGCUCAAGUCGCACAAGAGCUUAGAUUUGCUAAUCUUGAAGGAAGUGGUUCAAAAGAUGACCGGAAUCGAAGCUGCUGAAGAGAUGACGAUUGAACAAAUCGGUGCAAUGUGCGGUGGAGAGUUGCUGCGAGGGGAGGCUGGCUAUUUCAGCCAGGUGCGAAACACGAAGAAAUCUUCACAACGACUGAAAGAUGCCCUAGCCAGUAACGAUUUGGCCGUUGCACUGUGUUUACUGAUUGCACAACAGAAACACUGCGUCAUUUACCGGGAAACGGCGUCCAGUCAUCUAAAGUUGGUAGGCAAGCUGUACGACCAAUGCCAGGACACGUUAGUGCAGUUCGGCACAUUCCUCGGAUCGACCUAUUCCGUAGAAGAAUACGUCGAACGUUUACCUACAAUCCACAGUAUGCUCCAAGAGUAUCACAUUCACUCGGAUGUUGCAUUCUUCCUGGCGCGCCCGAUGUUCUCCCAUGCUAUCAAUCAAAAAUACGAUCAACUUCGUAAAGCAGAUCAGAACUCGAAGAAACUGUCCACAUCGCAGAAGAUGGUCAAAUACUUAGAAGCGACUGCCUUCGUAAUGAACCCGGUAAUCGAAUCCGUCAGACCCUUGCAUCCACCCAAGGUUUGGGAAGAUAUCAGUUCCCAGUUUCUGGUCACUUUCUGGUCGCUCAGUAUGUACGAUCUGCAGGUUCCAUCCGAGAGUUAUCAGCGAGAAAUUAGCAAACUGAAGCAACUGUCCUUAUCGGUUAUGGAUUCCAAGGAGCAAAACGCCUCCAAGAAUAAAAAAGAACAGGAACGCCACGCAGCCUUGAUGGAAAAGCUACAGGAUGAGCGAAAGAAGCAGCAAGAGCAUGUCGAUAAAAUCAUUCAUCGACUAACAAGCGAAAAAGAUUCCUGGUUCCUGUCGCGCUCUGCGAAAUCCGCCAAAAAUGAAACUAUUACACAAUUUCUACAAUUGUGUCUAUUCCCGCGCUGUACAUUCACAGCCCUGGAUGCACUUUAUUGCGCCAAAUUCGUGCACACUAUCCACAGUUUGAAGACGGCCAACUUUUCCACACUACUGUGCUAUGAUCGGAUAUUCUGCGACAUUACCUACUCGGUUACAUCUUGCACCGAGAACGAAGCCACCCGGUACGGGCGCUUCCUGUGUGCCAUGCUGGAAACGGUAAUGCGUUGGCAUGCCGAUCAGAGCACCUUCAAUCGGGAAUGUUCGAACUAUCCCGGAUUCGUGACCAAGUUCCGCGUUAGCAAUCAGUUCUCGGAAGCCAACGAUCACGUAAACUACGAGAACUACCGGCAUGUGUGUCACAAGUGGCACUAUAAAAUCACCAAAGCGAUGGUGUUCUGUUUGGAUUCGAAAGAUUACAUGCAGAUUCGCAACUCGCUGAUAAUUCUGAUGCGAAUCCUGCCGCACUUCCCAGUGUUGGCUAAGCUGGCUCAAAUCAUCGAGAAGAAGGUCGAAAAAGUUCGCGAAGAGGAAAAGAAUCAGCGGCAAGAUUUGUUUGUGCUAGCUUCCAGCUACAUCGGACAGCUGAAGGCCAAGUCCGGACAAAUGAUGCGAGAAAGUGAUUUCCACCAGGUAUCGGAGAAGCCAGUUAAAACUGAAACGCUGGAAUCGAAGGCAUUGAACGGGGACAGCAAGUUGGAUCGCAAGGAGAUAAAAUCUGAGAAAAAGACUAUCGUUAAUCCCAACUUGUCGUCCAGCUUACCGACCAAGCAGCAAAACACCCUUUCCAACAGCGUGAGCAGCAUUAGCCUUAGCAGUAGUAUCGAUGUGAAAAUCGUUGAGCGCGAGAUGAAGAAAGAGACCCCGGGACGUGAAUCGCGUGCGUCUUCCAUUAGCAGUACCAAGGAGAAAUCGUCGAAGGAAAUCAAACGAGAAGAGCGGGCGCGUGAGAAAGAACGCGAACGGGAGGAAGCAGCCGCCGAGCGAAAACGUGAGAAGGACAAGGAAAAACGUCGGGAUAAAACUAAAGCCGCUUUGGCAGCCGCAGUCGCCGUGGAAUAUGAAUUGCAACUUCAACAGCAGCAGCAGCAACAACUCAACCUCGAAAGGGAGUCACGUGCCAGCGAGAGAGAACGGGAUCGCAGCGAACGGGACCUCAGUUCGGUAUCCAACUCGAGCAACGAGCAUCGACGCAGCCAAGAUCCGCCGGAACAUGACAGAGAAGUGAAACGCCGCAAACUGGAAAGUUCCAGCUCCAAGAGCAAACACGACGACAUCAGCGCCAUCAUCCAGUCAUCUUCUUCGUCCGAGUCCAAGAAGGAGCGUAGCAGCAAGGGAAAAGACAAGCGUGAUAAAACCGACGAAGAGAAGGAGCUCCGUAAAGAGCGUAAGCUCGGAAGAAAGAGGGACCGUGCCGAAGAGAUUAUGCUUGCCGAAAAGCGUCGUCGCGAAGAGGAAAAAGCUGCCAAGUUGCAUCUGCAAAACGGUGAAGACGAACUUACUCCUUCUCAUCGCGAGAAGCAUCAUCAUUUAAGAGAAAAAUCACCCCCGUAUAGCGGACGGGAUCAUCGCGAACGUUCGCAUGAUCGCAGUGAGAAGCAGUACCUCACCAAGUCUUCACGCACAAGAUCUGGAUACUAGUAGUGGUGAAGAGCAUAAGCAUUUUCCUACCGAAAGAAAAAUAACUAAUUUGAAAGUAUCGAUUAGGGAAUUCUUUACUUAGGAUUAGGACAGCUAUUGCUUCCAUUUUGUUUGAGAUGACUUAUUAAAACCGAUUAUUUCUUAUGUAGUAGUUUUGCCCUUUUUGACAACUUUUUGCUUUCAGUACAAAACUAGAUCGAUACAAUUAUUAACGAUUGAAAUAUGUUAUUUCUGGUAUUUCUUUUGUCUUAAGAAUUUACAUUAAUUAAUAAAAAAAAUGGAGGUAAUAUUAAUUGUGGGCUUUACUAAGUAGGAAUAUAUGUCAAUUUGCAGUAGUAGCGAAAGAGAACAGAAGUGUGUAAUGAUCUUUUUCAGAGAACUGUCAAAGAGGCAACAUAUACCCCUAUCCCUAAGUAUGUAAUUUCAAAAAGUUUCAGGAAAUUUGUGUAAUAGAGUAUCGGUAGUAACAUCUAUCGUAUUGAAAAUGAUUUGAAUGCCGUUGUGUUUCUAAUCAUUAGCCACCAGACACAGCGAGUUGCAUUGCAGCUGUCAGUAUAGAUGUAUUUUUUUCUUAUUUUUGUAAGAAGCAUAAAGAAUAAAAUAAUUCACUACAGUGUAA